AUGGCACUCGUAGCCCUACCAAGCUUGCGCACUCAGUCCCAGUCUACGGCCCUAGAAGCGCAGUGCGCUUCGAGCGCUGCGCGCACGUCGCUUCCAGCGAGCCCCCAGGUUCUCCUGGCCCAUCGCCAUCUGUUCUGCCUGGCGGCUGCCUCUCUUGGCGCUGCGGCCUUUGCACGCUCCCAUCUGCGAUGGAGCAGGCAGGCUCGAGCAGGCCGUUCACGACGUCGGAAUGUUGUUCUUCGACGGAAUCAGCUUGAGGAAUCCGGCAUUGAGGAAUCUGGGGAUGCGCUGAUACCUGCCAUGCCCAUCGGGCGACUGGUGCAAAAAGGCAGCACCACAGGACUCGAGUAUGAUCCCUUCGACGCGCCUGAGUUCAUCGAGGACGAGCAUGGUGGAGGCAUCUUCAGCUGGAUGCCCGUCACAGCAGAAGGUGGCUUAAUGCCAGAGGGUGAAUACGACGAGCAGUCCUUUGAGGUUCCUGCAGAUCGCCUUGAAUAUUUGCAGGGAGCCGGAUGGCUCCAGGCAGGCUCCAGCGAGGACUACCGUGCCUACAUCGUGGGCGAAGUCUCCGAAGUGCACGGACGCAAAUGGCAGCGCGUUGUCUUGAAGGGCCGGAAGGACUCGGUGCGCGAGGGCGCCCUACGGUUGAUGGAUUCUGUUCAGCUCAAACUGCUUGUGCCGAGGCGAAGGCGUGCUGAGACAACGGCCCUGGGACCAGCCUGUCGGAGAACUUCCGAGGCCGGACGACCUGAAGGAGCCGGUGUUGCUUCCAAGAGCAUAGGCUCUGCCCGACGAAUUCCGGUCGAACAGGAUGUGUGGGACUUCGUCACUACUCAGCUGGCGCAAUCACAAAAAAGUGGACGUGCCAUCGGAUGCCUGUGUAUGCAUUACUUCUGCCUCAAACGUCGCAGCUGUGGCCGGCUUCCAUCUCUUGCUGCCGACGUCUGA
Molecule: messenger RNA, 948 nt
Organism: Symbiodinium necroappetens
Lineage: Eukaryota; Dinophyceae; Suessiales; Symbiodiniaceae
Source: the annotation of a GenBank genome assembly